CCCCCAAGGUCCCGCUUCAACUUCAUUUUCAUAGUAUUUUUUUUAUUUUUUGAAUAAUAAACUCCAUUAGAAUCUACUCAAUUAGUUUCCCUCUCACACGCAUCAAUCUUUUCCCCUUCAUAUGUAGAAGAAGAAAAUCGCAAAAUAUUUAUACAAAAAAUUAAUGGGGAAAAAUCAAGCCUACAAAGCUAUGCAGAGAGGCCGGCUCGGCUCGAGCUCAGCCGGGCCGGAAGAGGUUGAGGAUGGCUUGGUUGAUAGUUCAUUUCAUUCACCAGAGUGGCAUGCUGCCCGUUUGGCAAGUCUAAAAACUUCUCAUACAGUUACAUGGGAGGAGUAUAAAAAGAAGCAAAAGGAAGAAGAAUUGAGAAAAGGAGAAUUGGAAGCAGAUAAAGAUAGGAUGAUGAUAGAGUAUAGAGCUCAGCUUGAUGCUGAAAGGGCACAUAAACUUGCUCGUGGGAGUAACUACUCAAGCAGCAAAGGCAGCCGCAAAAAGGAUAAAAAGGAGAGAGAUUCGAGAAAGCAUAGCAGCAAGAAGCGGAAGCAUUCUCGAAGAUCUUCAGAUUCUAGUUCAAGUUCAUCAUUGGAAACAUCAAACACUGAUGAUGAUGAAAGAGAGGCAAAAAGAUCAAAGUCAAGGCCAAAGAGAGGGAAGAAAGAGAAGAGGCAAAGCUCAAGAUCAAGAUCAAGAUCAAGAUCAAGAUCAAAGCAGUCGAGCAAUGGAGGUAAAGAGGCUGAUGGACCCUUGCCACUUUCUAGAUUCUUUGGAAACCUGAAAGGCUGAUAUUUAAUCAAGAUACACUAUGUUUUUUUAAUCACUCCUCGCUCAAGAUUCUGCUAUUCCAUUUGCCUAUGUGAAGUAGAUGUUUGAUUGAUAUUAACGCCUACUACUCUCUCCAAUUUCUGUUACAUAUUUUAAUAACGGCAUGCUACUUUCAUCA
Molecule: messenger RNA, 938 nt
Organism: Salvia miltiorrhiza (redroot sage)
Lineage: Eukaryota; Viridiplantae; Streptophyta; Magnoliopsida; Lamiales; Lamiaceae
Exons: 5
Coding region: 164-781 (205 amino acids)
Source: RefSeq, a predicted model, not a curated record